AUGCAGACCUUUGUAAAUGUUUUUCUGGGAUUUUUUAUCUUUGAGUCUGUUGUAGCUGCCCCUAUCAGUGAUACCAUAAUUUAUGAUUCUGAGUUCUAUGACAUACCACUUGGAGAGCUGCCUCAUCCAUUUGCCUAUGAUGAAAACAAGCAGUCUGACCAAGUAGAGACAGAUAUUGGGAUAAAACUACUGUCUGCAAUUCAAGAGAGUUAUUCUUCUGCACCAUUGACAGAAGAAACUGAGGAUGAAGCAUCUACACCAAAAUUAAUUGAUGGGUCUUCAGCGCAGGGGUCAGGGGUUCUUGGACCCCAGACUCAAGAUGGUCUUCCCACGUGCCUUUUGUGUACAUGCCUAGGGACCACAGUCUACUGUGAUGAUCGUGAGCUUCAUGCUGUUCCACCAUUGCCUAAGAAAACCACCUAUUUCUACUCACGCUAUAACAGAAUCAAGAAGAUCAGCAGAAAUGACUUUGCAAACUUAAACCAUUUGAAGAGGAUUGAUUUGACUGCAAACUUCAUAUCAGAUAUCCACAAAGAUGCCUUCCGAAGAUUGCCCCAACUUCAGGAGCUGGUGCUCCGUGACAAUAGGAUAAGGCAACUGCCUGAAUUACCAUCUACCUUAACAUUCAUUGAUGUUAGUAAGAACAGACUUGGUCGCAGAGGGAUACCAAAUGAGGCAUUUAAAAAUCUGGAUGAACUGCAGCAUCUUUAUAUCACUGACAAUAACUUGGAUCACAUUCCCUUGCCGCUCCCUGAAAGCCUCCAAGCUCUUCAUCUUCAGAACAACAACAUUCAAGAGAUGCAUGAAGAUACUUUCUGCAAAAGGAGAGAUUUUACUUAUGUGCGUAGGGCUCUUGAAGACAUCAGGCUGGAUGGCAAUCCCAUCAACCUGAGCAAAACACCUUAUGCUUACAUGUGUCUACCCCGCUUGCCAGUUGGUAACCUCAUCUAA
Messenger RNA from Melozone crissalis (California towhee), 951 nucleotides. It is a transcript of the gene EPYC, whose product is annotated as epiphycan. The transcript has 6 exons. Lineage: Eukaryota; Metazoa; Chordata; Aves; Passeriformes; Passerellidae. The record is from RefSeq and is a predicted model, not a curated record. Gene Ontology annotation, molecular function: protein binding. The coding region runs from base 1 to 951 and encodes 316 amino acids.